AUGUUUGAGUUUAUGGUUGAACGAUCCGACAAGAAAGAAUAUGUGGUGAGGUGUUCUAAUGAAGGAUGUACUUGGAUAUGCCGAUUGUCAAAAUGGGGUAAAACGAAUCUAUUCAAGAUUCGAAAGAUUGGUAGUCACACAUGUGCAUCAAAUGUGGUAUUGGGGUCACACAGACAAGUAUCAGCUGCAGUUGUGUCAUCUAGCAUCAAGUACAAGUACACAUCGGCUGGCACCAUAUACACACCAAAGGACAUAUGCAGUGAUAUGCUACAUACGUUUGGAGUAUAUUUGAAUUACUCGAAAGCUUGGAGGUCCCGUGAACAAACAUUGAAGAUGAUUAGGGGUGAUCCGACGGAAUCAUUCGAUAGGAUACCAAGCUUCUUCUACAUGAUUCGACAAAGAAAUCCUGGUACGGUCACAGAGUUGGAGGUCGAUAGUCACAAUAGGUUCAAGUACUGUUUUAUGGCACUCGGUGCAUCAAUACAGGGGUGGCAACAUUGUAGGCCCGUAAUUGUCGUUGACGAUACUUAUUUGAAUGGUCAUUACGGAGGUACUCUAUUCACAGCAUGUACACAGGAUGCAAAUAAUGGCAUAUUUGUUCUUGCCUUUGGAGUAGGGGAUAAUGAGAACGAUAAAUCGUGGAGAUGGUUUUUGGAGAAACUGAAGAAUGCAUAUGGGCACAGAAAAGGAUUGUGUUUUGUAUCGUACCGUCAUGGCAGUAUAAAGAAAGCAAUAAAACAGGUGUACCCGGAAAGUUGCCAUGGUAUCUGCUCGUACCAUUUGCUGCAGAAUCUCAAAUCAUAUUAUGGGAAAUCAGGGCAAAAUAUUACGCAGGCUUUCAAUUCGGCUGUCUGGGCUUACACAUUAGAAGAAUUUGAAUACAACAUGCAACAACUAGACGCAAUGAAUGAUAAGAUUCUUGAUUACCUGGAUGAAGUAGGCCCUGAAAAGUGGUCACGAAUACAUAUGCCGGCAAACAGAUACUCUACAAUGACAUCAAACAUUGUAGAAUCAGUAAAUGCGGUCACAAAGGCAGCUAAGAAUUACUCCAUUGUAUUCUUGCUGGAGUCAUUGUGA
Messenger RNA from Olea europaea var. sylvestris, 1077 nucleotides. RefSeq lists its product as uncharacterized. Lineage: Eukaryota; Viridiplantae; Streptophyta; Magnoliopsida; Lamiales; Oleaceae. The transcript is spliced from 2 exons. The coding region runs from base 1 to 1077 and encodes 358 amino acids. The record is from RefSeq and is a predicted model, not a curated record.